Cadophora gregata is the source of this 720-nucleotide messenger RNA. RefSeq lists its product as uncharacterized. The transcript is spliced from 3 exons. The record is from RefSeq and is a predicted model, not a curated record. The coding region runs from base 1 to 720 and encodes 239 amino acids. NCBI's taxonomy places the organism in Eukaryota, Fungi, Ascomycota, Leotiomycetes, Helotiales, Ploettnerulaceae.
AUGCUUGCCCAAGGUCUCUUGAAACUGCGAACCUUCACCGACAAUUGGAUGCGGCAGGCUUCUUCAAGAAUAGACACAUCCGUACUCUGGGGACUUCUCAGAGUUAUCCUCAAGGUUGUGCCGGAGACUGGCGCCGCCGCAAAUGUUAUUCGCAUACUGCGCGAGAAUUGCCGCCAGAUCGAUAUGCUCAACAAUCAUUUCACUGAGGCAAGGACUUUUACAGCAGAACUGAAGGAGUGCUGUGUGGAGAUUGGUGUUACCUUUCUCUCCUUCCUGUUUUCUGUUGUAAAGUUCAUGCGAAAUGACAUUACAUACACAACAAAUGGAACUGUACUUGAGAUCCAGUGGAAGCCUUUAGAGCAGCAGUUCUCGUUAACUUCUCAUCGCAUUGACGAGGUAUUGUCUCGAAUUGAGAUGCUCUCCAAAUUCGCAGAGCGAUCGAGCCAGGCAAGCCGAACUCCCUCGGUCCAGGCACAGCCCUUACUAUCUCCUAGCUUGGCAAAACCGCCUUAUGUAGUCCUCCCAGCAGUUAGAACGUCACGAUAUUUUAAGCGUGUUGAUAUCGAGCAGAAGAUAGAGGAGCAUUUCAACGAGGUCAGCACGGAACAGUCAUUUCGAUCUUUGGCAAUACACGGUCCUGGAGGUGUUAGCAAAAGCAUAGUAGCCCAGAGCUAUGCUAAGAACAAGCUGCGAAAGGGUGAGCUUAAUACACUGUUCUAG